GUUAUUGUGUGCUAACUGGCAUGCGGUAUAUUGUCGUAUUUACACAAGUAUCAUUUGGAUCCAUUCGGAUUACCCGAAGGGAUAAUUAGUGCUUAGCGAAGCUUGACACUACUUUUUAAAAAACAAUACUGAUCGUUUGGCUUCUGUGUGCUACUGCUCACUGCUGUAUGCUUCAGCCAGAUUUUGAAACAAAAAAACAGCCGACUGCAAACCUUGAAUCAAAAAAGGAUUGCUGAAAAUAAACACUUCUACUCCGCACGAAUCACGUUCGAGCAUUCGAACCUCUUCACGUUCUGCUAAAAAAAAACAUCGUUUUACACAGAUUAUUAUAUCAAGUCCGUCAGAAUUUAGAUUCAGCACUUGCAAGUUGGAGAAAGCACUGCGAUGGUGGACACCGACCCUCAAAUAAAGAGGCUUUUGUUGCCUACGGAGGAAACUUUGUUUGAGCAAUUAUUGAGAAUUGGUCUUUACCUGGGAGCUGUAUUUCAAAUUAUCUGUCUCCUGGCAAUUGUAGUGUACCAGGCAGGACCAUCAGACGGGGUGACUGCUCUAAAGGACGAUCCAAGUGAUGUUGAAUGCUCCGAAAACAGCCCUCAAGUAACACCCAGACGGCCUCAUAGACUCCGAAAACAAGAGAAAAAGAAGAGACGCUGAUGAAACAAGAGAUGAAUGCGAGAACUGUACAUGGAGAUAUUUUAUACAUUUUGUGAUAUUUUAUCUGUACAUUUAUUAUUUAUCGACUUGAAAAUGACUAGUUAGUUGAUUAUACAUUACUCUGGUAUCGUAAAAUAGAAAAUUAUUUCUAAGUAGCAACUUUAUCUGGCAGCUCUGUAUUCUGAGUAUAAGAUUAAAAUUAAAAUACUUUCAUUUAUAUGAAUGAUUGUAUCCCACAUGAAUAAGAAAAAAAUUGAAAAAGAAUAUUGAAAACAUUACAGCACAGAUUUCAAUGAUUUUCAUUAGAAUAUUUUGCCAAUCAUUUUGAUCUAAGAAUAGGUUCUUUAGAGUUGGAAUAGGAAGGGAAGAUGUAUGAACUAGAAACAGGUCGUAAUUUAAUAUAUAAAUAAGAAUUAAUACUUUUGAUUACUUGCGAUAAAAAUUAUAAUUGUACGGUUUAUAUUUUUUAUAUUCGUUUUAUUGUUUUUAAUAUAUGAUAACAUGUUUCAUUGAAUCAUUUAUUCUUGCGAAAAUGUCAGCCAACUAUAUGCCAGAACCUCUUCAGCCAAUAUUUGAAGUAAUGAUAUAGUACUGAUAAAUUUAUUAAUGAUGUAGCAACGAAUACAAAAUACUUAUACUGAUAUACAGCUGGCUAAGAGGAUCUAAUUUGCAUACCACUCUAGUGCCUGUACUUUGUGUUUAUGUGUAGAUGAGUGUAUUUAUUUUGUGUUACAACAUGUAAGAAAAAUAAAAAUGAAGUUUCUUGCAAAAACGAAA
Messenger RNA from Neodiprion fabricii, 1431 nucleotides. Its product is annotated as protein anon-73B1. The transcript is spliced from 3 exons. NCBI's taxonomy places the organism in Eukaryota, Metazoa, Arthropoda, Insecta, Hymenoptera, Diprionidae. The coding region runs from base 385 to 654 and encodes 89 amino acids. Gene Ontology annotation, cellular component: membrane. The record is from RefSeq and is a predicted model, not a curated record.